Messenger RNA from Durotheca rogersii, 650 nucleotides. RefSeq lists its product as uncharacterized. The transcript is spliced from 2 exons. The coding region runs from base 106 to 462 and encodes 118 amino acids. The record is from RefSeq and is a predicted model, not a curated record. NCBI's taxonomy places the organism in Eukaryota, Fungi, Ascomycota, Sordariomycetes, Xylariales, Xylariaceae.
GCUGCAAGCCCAUUGUUUCGCUUCUGUCCGCGCGGACGCUGCAUAAGAGGGGUUUGUACGUGCUUGCGAAAAAACACGACGGCACCGUUCCUAGUAGCUUUCGAGAUGGGGCGUGUAGCACGCGCUCCCUGCUCUCCCGCCUCUUCGGCCGUUACGUUCUCUUCUGCCUACUCUAGCGGCAGCCGGGAGGUGGUCUGUUGCGACUACUGCGCCCGGAACGGGCUGACGCACUCCCCGUACGACCACUACGACCUCUGGACAAAGUGCAUGGAGAGUCGGGGCCCGAUGGCGGCUCUUGAGUUCCUGAUCUGGCUCCAGAUGUGUCUCUUGAGCGUGCUCGUGCCCUUCUUCUUCCUGCUGGUCCUCGGGGUGUACAUAAUGGGAUAUAUCGACCGUACGUACGUCGGCCCGUCUUCGUCUUCCGCCUCCUUUCCGAAGGUGUCCGGGGACGUCUGUAGGUAGGUAAAUGCACCCGCCCCCUUAAUCGCGCAUGUUUCAUACAGAAUUUGUUUAAGCCAAACCCCGGGGAUGUUCGCGUUCUCGAGAAAGUAGGUUGUAUUGGGUUGUACACAUGCGCAUCUGUUUUGUCUAUUCUGUUGUUAUCAGACAGGAGGCGAAAGCGUGGCCUCUUGCCUGGCGUGGCCUGGUGG